AUGCCGUUUUAUUGGCUGUUUCUGUUUGGAAUAACCUUGGCGUGUCUCAACUCAUCCGAUUUUGUUAUGUUGCAAAACCCGGAACCAAAUGAACGAAAUGGUAAUCCAUUCUACAAUUACAGUUGAACUUGUUUACAACGACCUCCAGUACUGUUACCAGUAUUGUUUUCAUAAAAUUCGUAGACUUUUUUCCGCUUUUGGAAAAAGUUCCUUAUUUUGGCCACAACAAAGGUACUCCGCGAACUGCGCCCAAGCUUGGGCACUAAAGUUAGGACAAAACGCUUCGACCUAGCUGGAACUGAAUUACUAUAAUAGCUCUAUAAUUUUAAGGGUACCUACGAAGGCUAUGACGACUCAUUUAGUCCAUAUGGAUUCAAUAAGUUUAGUUCCGGACAUGUUUCAUCGGAUAAAGUGUAAAAGCACAGGCUGCAGCCGUUUUUGAAGGGUAAGGUGGUACGUGGAAAAGAAGGUACCUCGCUAACUAAAUCCACUGUCCGGGCAUCGACAACGAUGAAUUGGGCGUGCACGCUAAAUUUGGGCCAAUUCCGACCAGUUUCCGCAAGGUUAUAAGUUGUGGCCAAAAUAAGGAACUUUUACCCCGCUUUUUAUUAAAUAUAUCAAAAAAGGCUUGUCCGAGAGUAUAUCAGUCUGUCGGGAAAAUAAUGAGCAUGUCGAGAAAAUGAAUUGCGUCGCGACAAAAUCAAAUUGCUUUUCACUUCAGAAACGCGAUUGACCCUGAUUCAUAGCCAAGAGCCAGUGGUCUGUGCGGACGACGGGCAAGACAGCGAGUUGACGAUGGUCAAAUGCUUUUAUCGGUAUACGGAGUGGUUCCGCAAUACCUCCUACGACGACUUCACGGCCAACUUCGAGCGUUAUACGUCCAAGACGCUUGCAGGCGAUUAUGUUGAGGCUAAAAAGAACUGCAAGUGAGUCGAUUUUGAUGGGUAAAAUUUGAAUAUGCAAAUUCGAAAAUUCAAAAAUUUUUUUGAAAAAAUUGAUAGUUGGAAUUUUUUGGCCAUAAAUGCAAAUUUAUUCAAAUUUCUUUAAUUUAUGCAAGUUUUUUUCAAUUUAUGCAAAUUUUUUUAAUUUAUGCAAAUUUUUUUAUUUUUCCAAAUGAAAAAAUAUACAAAUUUUAAUAAAACCAACUCUUAAAUAUGCAAAUGUUUACAAAACCAAUUCUUAAAUAUGCAAAUUUCAGUUCUUUUGGCAAGAUUAUCGCCUGCGUCCGCCAAUACGCCUGUGAAUCCACCGACAUCUUAUUUGAUGACCCUAAUUUGCGCUAUGCUUACUUCUACAUGACCGGUGUUUGCAAAGGGUCCAGCCAAAAGGAAGCGGAAGCCAUUGGCACUUGCGGAAUGGACACCGACCCCAAGCUUCAUCUUGCUUCAACCAAAGGUUCUUGCAGGUAAAUUUUGAGAUUUUUUAUACGGAAAAAUUUUGAUUUUUUUUUAUGUCAGCCUUUAUUAAUAUUGAAGCAUCAUGAAAAUUGAUGUUUUCCGAGCUUAUUUAAAGAUAUAACAACAAGGUUUUUUGUCUCACCGUCUCUCCUCGUUUUGUAUGCUCUCUCGCAAAAAAAGAUGGCUUUAUAUCUCCGCCGCGGUUGUAAAGUUUUAACUAAAAUUUUCAGGGAUAAAUAAAUGGGUUACUGAGAGUAGAUGGGAAACAUUUGAAGUAAAUAAAUAUGACAAAAAAAAUUUAGAAAAUUAAAAAAAAAUUUUUUUGAUGACUUUAAUUUUUUUCCCCAAACUUCAUAAUAAGCUUGUAUGACCCCUAAUCUAAACAAUUUUCAGCGAAGAAUUCAUCGCCGACCUCUUCCAACAGUUCAAAAGCUCCUGCCGCACACUCAAGCUGGAACAAGUUGUCUCUGUUUGCGAGUCGAUCAUAUAUUUGUUCCGAGGAUACUGCCUCUCAGGCAUCUGUGAGAGAGUCGCCAACAAGGUGUGGAAUAAGGACUCGUGGAAGGAAAUGGAGGAAUUCGAGGAAUAUGUCAACGAUCUCAUCAAACAAUAUAAUAAAGAACUGCCAGCCCUCUUUGAACAGGUCAAAAAUGGCGAUUACACGAAUUUGAUUACAAAGUUUUAA
Molecule: messenger RNA, 2082 nt
Organism: Bursaphelenchus xylophilus (pine wood nematode)
Lineage: Eukaryota; Metazoa; Nematoda; Chromadorea; Rhabditida; Aphelenchoididae
Source: the annotation of a GenBank genome assembly